AUGGAAAGUUCAAAUUUAUAUUCACAAGAAGACGUUUCAUUUAUAAUCAAGCAAUUGACAAAAACGAACGACCUCAACAGGGAAACCUAUUUUGAAAUUUCAAGAGCUGGAUUGGGACUUGACUUACUGGAUGUUGUGAACGAGCUCCGUCAGAAGAAGAUUAACUUCCUAACUUCUAUAGUACAGCGAAUAUCAAUUGAAACUGGAAAUAAUUUACAAUCAUUUAUAAUUUCAGUCAUUAACCAACAUGAAAUCUUUGAUUUCUUAAGGAUUCUUUCCAGGCAAAAUGGAAAUUUGAGGAUAAAAGACUCCAAUUGUCGAGUGAACAUUAUUCAAGGACCACUCAAAUGUGCAUUCACCAACUUGCCAAUUGAUUCUCCAGUUGAAAAAGCUGAUCGUCUUCCUGUCUGCAUUAAGUCUACGCUGAAUCAAAAGUAUCACAAAUUCCUACCUUCAGUCUUACUUGUCGAAUUCCUUCAGGAGCUCAAAGUCAGUGAUAAACUAUCAAGCAUCAACGGAAUUACACUUAAGUACCUAUCAACACCAAGAAUCAUCGACAAAAAUAUAAUUUUGAGGAUCACUAACGAAGAAGCGGAAAGUGAAGUUUAUUCAGUACUGCAGUACUAUGGAAACACUGAAAUUGAGACCCUUUUAGAAUCUCAAAUCUUGGCUCAUCGGGAUGUAUGGGCUCAAUGCUUUAGAAACCAUAACGCUGAAUCAUCAAGCUACAUACUGAAUAACAAUGUCAUAUCAAACGACCUAUUCACUAAUGGGAGAGAUGUCAACUCUCUAUUGAACAGACUCGGUCCCCGAGCAUCUUAA
Molecule: messenger RNA, 822 nt
Organism: Chironomus riparius
Lineage: Eukaryota; Metazoa; Arthropoda; Insecta; Diptera; Chironomidae
Source: the annotation of a GenBank genome assembly